GCUCCAAAAAUCCACUUCCUUAAGGAAGGGCCCGUUUUCUGUAUAAAAAUCCAGCUGACUAGAGAGUCCUCAACAGAUCCAAGUCCAGAGAGCAGCAGCAUCUGAGUUUUCUUGUAUCUAGGGUCAGCAUCCUUUGAAACAUGAGUUCCUACCAGCAGAAGCAGCCUUUUGUCAUGCCUCCUCAGCCUCAAGAGCAUCAAGUGAAGCAACCCUGUCAGCCUCCAACACAAGGACAAUUUGAACCAAUAACCACCACUGGGCCAUGCCACACAGAUGUUCCACAACCAGGAAACACCAAGAUUCCAGAGCCAUGCAACACCAAAGUGUCUGAAUCAGGCUACACUGUUGUCCUUGAGCCAGAUUAUACUACAGUGCCUGGGCCAUGCUCUACCAACAUCCCUGGGCCAUGCUCUACCAACAUCCCUGGGCCAUGCUCUACCAACAUCCCUGGGCCAUGUUCUACCAACAUUCCUGAGCCAUGCUCUACCAAUAUCUCUGGGCAAGAUUAUACCACAAUCCCUGGGCCAUGUGCUACCAAUAUCCCUGAGCCAAACUCAGGGCCAUGCUCUACCAAUGUUCAUGAACCUGGCUAUGUGAAUGUCAAGGUUCCUGAUCAGGGCUACACCAUGAUACCUGACCAGGGUUACUCUAAGGUACCAGAGCCAUGCCAGUCCAAGAUUCCUGAAGCGUGUCCUACAACUGUCACUCCAGAAUUAGCUCAGCAGAAGACCAAGCAGAAAUAAUACCGUCGAUAGCCAGCCAGGCCUUUGAAGAGCCAAACACCAGAUGCUGAACUCCUUUAUUCUGUCUGCUUCUGUAUCUCCACUUUCUGGAGACCAUUUAGCAAUAUUUUGCCACACUCUCUAUGUGUACUCUAAAAAUACCUAUUGCGGUGUCUUCCUCCACACCUGCUAAGGUACCUUCAAGUUAAGCAGAAAAUCUUAGUGCCUUGAAUGCUUUUUGAAUGCUUUUUGGAUCCUUCAUCUGAAGCAAAACUCUAUGAGAUUUUCUAUAGGAAAAAAAAUGCAUGUUUCCUGCUUUGCCCCAUUAAAAUAC
Meriones unguiculatus (Mongolian gerbil) is the source of this 1056-nucleotide messenger RNA. Its product is annotated as small proline-rich protein 3. The record is from RefSeq and is a predicted model, not a curated record. The transcript is spliced from 2 exons. Bases 141 to 743 code for a protein of 200 amino acids. Lineage: Eukaryota; Metazoa; Chordata; Mammalia; Rodentia; Muridae.